Molecule: messenger RNA, 1461 nt
Organism: Camellia sinensis
Lineage: Eukaryota; Viridiplantae; Streptophyta; Magnoliopsida; Ericales; Theaceae
Source: RefSeq, a predicted model, not a curated record
CAUGCAAUUGCGGGCUGAUGUCAUAGACAUUCAACAAUCCUUGCGUGUGCUUAAGACCAUUGUGUAUGUGCUCUGCAUUGUCGUUGUUAUUUUGUUGUGCCGUAUGUAAGCACCGUUACCAUGUUCUUAGUAUGUACAAAGACAUUAGUAUGUCUUGAAUAUGUUGUUAGUAUGUAGUUAGUAUGUUUGUAGUACGAUGGUAUUAUGUUGUCGCAUAUGGGAGCCGUAAUACUAACUAUCAUGUUUUUGUCCACUACUAACUUCCAUGGAACCUGUGUACGUACGUAAAAAAUGUUUUCAAUGGGUAUAUGCAAAUUUCAUCUUCAGCAUCAUAUAUCUGCGUUUGUUGUUUUUAAUGUGUCAUCUGUUGUGUGUGUGUAUAUAACAACCAAAUUUGUGAUUUAUAUCUUUUGUAACCGUACAUUAGUAAUGGCUUCCACACGUACUUCGCCUCGUAACCACUCGAAAAGCAAAGGCGUUGUCAGUGACAAGUCAACCAGUCUUGAAGAGACACAAACUCAGUUAAGCCACAAGGCCUCAUGGGACAGUAACUCAGUCUGAGUUUUCCUCCAGUUGAUUGCAAAUGAGAUUAGUAAAGGAAAUCGGCCAUUCUUAGUCCUUAGCCAGGCAGGGUACAAGUCGUUGUCAAGGAAAUUUCAGAGAAAAACAGGAAAAAAACAUGGACUUAAACAGUUGAAGAAUAAGUACAUGAGCUUGAAGAAAGAGUGGCAAGCGUGGCUGAAGUUGAUGGAUUCAAGCAAGGGAGUGUCCGGGAUAGGCUUUGACUAUGACACCGGUUUGUUUCAGGCACCUGACGAGUGGUGGGACAAGAUGGAAUCAGUGUGUGCGAAGUUCAGGAAGAAAACGUUGGAACACCGUGACUUGCUGGAGACGGUUUUCAUGGGGGCAGCAGCUACUGGGAAGCACCAUUGGACCCCGGGAGAGAACAUUCCUGAAGCUGCUACGGACUCAUCUGAUUCAGUGCGUAGUUUGGGAGCCCAGCCAUUUGCUGAUCCGAUACCCACAGGAGUACAGGACGUGGAUUCUGAUUCUUCACUGGAGCAUGUGUCGAUUGAAAAGGCAAAACGGAGAAAGACGCCAUCAACAAGUGUUUCAAAGUCGAAGAAGGCAACAAGUGGUGCGUCUGUUAUUGCGGAGAGCAUGAACAGAAUGACAGAUGUGGUGCGUUCGAAGAAUCAGCAGGUCACGGUCAGGCACCUCACAGGCAACGAAUCACUGUACACUAUUUCCGAGUGCAUGCAUAAACUGAGCAGUAUUCCGUCCCUGAUUGGUACACCGUUAUUCCACUUCGCCUCCACACUUAUGGAUAACAUUGAUUACCGGGAGGUCAUGAUGUGCCAGCCUGAUGACGACCACAUCAUUGGCUGGCUUACACAGAAGCAGCUCCAGUGUACUGCGUCGGGGCCAUUUGCAAACCUGUUUGGGGGUAGACGGAUGUGA